UUUAUUUAUUUAUUAUGACCUCUACCCCUGCAAAUAAAAAACAAACCAAAGGUAAAAGUAUCACUGACUUGGUUGCCGGUGGUACUGCUGGAUUAUUCGAAGCAUUAUGUUGUCAUCCUUUAGAUACCGUUAAGGUAAGAAUGCAAUUAUAUAAAAAAUCUGGUAAAAAACCUCCUGGUUUUAUCAGUACUGGGAUUAACAUUGUUCAAAAGGAAACUUUCUUAUCUCUUUAUAAAGGUUUGGGUGCAGUUGUAAUUGGGAUUGUUCCAAAGAUGGCUUUACGUUUUUCUUCCUAUGAAUUUUAUCGUUCUUUAUUAUAUAAACCAGAUGGUUCAAUUACUACUUCUUCUACUUUUCUUGCUGGGGUUGGUGCUGGUAUAACUGAAGCAGUCAUGGUUGUGAAUCCUAUGGAAGUUGUUAAAAUUCGUUUACAAGCUCAACAUCAUUCAAUGGCCGAUCCUUUAGAUGUUCCUAAAUAUCGUAAUGCUCCUCAUGCUGCCUAUGUGAUUUGUAAAGAAGAAGGUUUUAAAACAUUGUACCGUGGUGUUUCUUUAACUGCUGCUAGACAAGCUACUAAUCAAGGGGUUAAUUUCACCGUUUAUUCUAAAAUUAAAGAAUAUUUACAAGGUUAUCAUAAUACCGAAGUCUUACCUAGUUGGGAAACCUCUUUAAUCGGUUUGGUUAGUGGUGCUUUGGGUCCCUUAUCAAACGCUCCUUUGGACACUAUUAAAACUAGAUUACAAAAAACUACUUAUGCUUCAAAUGAAUCAGGUUUAGUUCGUAUUGUUAAAAUCGGUAAUCAAUUAAUUAAAGAAGAAGGUAUGGCUGCCUUAUACAAAGGUAUAACUCCAAGAAUUAUGAGAGUGGCUCCUGGUCAAGCCGUUACUUUCACUGUUUAUGAAUUCAUGAAGAGAGUCUUAAGUGGUGAAACUGAAAUUCCAGUAGUGACCCAAACUGCUAAAAAAUUAAAGGAAUAAUUAAUUUUCUAAAUAAAGUUAAAAAUAAAAUCAUUGAUUUAUUUUCAUCCACGUAGCUUGCCACGUACUCUAGUCUGUUAAUUAAUGCAUAGUUGAUUGUCUAUUGACUAAUCGCAUAGUUGAUAUUGGCUACAAAUAUUCAUUUAGACUGACCUCUUGGCUCCCUCAGAAAAACUUUAUCAAAAUCUGGGGAAAUUUAAAUACGUCAACAUUUUGUGCUCGGAGUUUGAAAUGACUCCUGCAGUAGUGUCCGCAUCAGCAUGUCUCGGCAAUUGCCUACUGUGCUUACUCUACUGUACAUACUCUACUUACUAUACUACUCUACUUACUAUACUACUCUACUUACUAUAUUUACUAUACUUAGACUAUGUACUGAGAGUUUAC
Hyphopichia burtonii NRRL Y-1933 is the source of this 1361-nucleotide messenger RNA. RefSeq names its product Sfc1p (gene SFC1). The coding region runs from base 15 to 977 and encodes 320 amino acids. Gene Ontology annotation, biological process: fumarate transport; transmembrane transport; succinate transport. NCBI's taxonomy places the organism in Eukaryota, Fungi, Ascomycota, Pichiomycetes, Serinales, Debaryomycetaceae. The record is from RefSeq and is a predicted model, not a curated record. The transcript has a single exon.